UUUGAAGUGAGAGAGGUUGGUGCUUUUCUUCUUUGUAAUUGGACACGAGUGCCUGUCAGUUUCCUGACGUCUACACUCGAUUUCGUGAUUGGUCCCGCCCAGGCGCGAAAUGUAACGCGGGAAAGUCUUGGGUUUGGUGGUGAUGAGAGUUGUGGUUGCCGUUAGUGAGAAGCCCCGUGUGGAAAGAGGCCGCGACCAAUUCGGGAGUAGGAGUGAAAUUAUCUGCAGCCGCUGCCUCUGAGACGGAUCUUUUCUGCUUCGCUGUCAUGCAUACCUAAAGUGUUCCCUUUGGGUACCAAAGAAGACCCAAAAGCGGCGGCGGCGGCAGCUGGGCACCGGAGCGAAUUGUAGACAGGACGAGUUCUGGCGCAGGAUGUCUGAACGACCGGGCCCUCCGCCCGUUAUCAUGUGCUCGGGAGAUUCCCCGAAGCGCGUCUUGGUCUCUGUCAUCAAAACCACCCCUGUCAAGCUACCCCGCGCUGGCAGCGACGACCCCGCUCGUGCCCCGCCGCCGCCACCCAUCCCCACCAGCCCGGGCUUUAGCGACUUCAUGGUCUACCCGUGGCGUUGGGGAGAGAACGCGCAUAACGUUACCCUCAGCCCUCCCCCAUCCACGGCUCAGCCUCUCCGCGACGGAGGGGGCGGAGGAGGGGGGAACUGCAGCGGUAUCCGAGGUGCAGUUAGACGCUCGGGCGGAGAGGACGAAGAAGCGGGCAGCCCGGACAGCGGCAUCGGGAGCAGCGGGCAUUUGAGAGAUGGGAUUAGAAGAGGCCGGCCAAGAGCAGACACAGUCCGAGAUCUAAUAAGUGAGGGAGAGCAUUCUUCUAGCAGGAUUCGCUGUACUGUUUGCAACAGAGUCUUCCCACGAGAAAAAUCUUUACAGGCCCACAGAAGAACUCACACUGGUGAAAGGCCUUAUUUGUGUGAUUAUCCAGAGUGUGGGAAAGCUUUUGUUCAGAGUGGGCAACUUAAAACGCACCAACGUCUCCAUACAGGAGAAAAACCUUUUGUCUGUGCGGAAAUUGGAUGUGUAAGCAGAUUCACACAUGCAAACCGUCAUUGUCCCAAGCAUCCAUAUGCAAAGCUGAGGAGAGAAGAACCAACAGACAGACUGAAUAAAAAUCAAACUGCAGACAACAAAGCUGUUGCUGAAUGGCUGGCAAAGUACUGGGAGAUGAGAGAACAGCGCACUCCAACACUGAAAAGCAAAACUGCUCAUAAGCCUGACCAGGAGCAGCAAGAUCCCAUGGAAUAUCUUCAGUCUGAAGAUGAGGAGGAAAAAAAUAUCGCUCACUCAGUCCCUUGUAGCCGCCUGCAAGAACAGCGUGAACGCUUGCAUGGUGCACUGGCACUCAUUGAGCUUGCAAACUUGGCUGGAGCUCCAUUACGACAGUAAUAGAACAACUGGACCUGCUGAUAAAUAAAAAGUACUGCAUUCAGUACUUAAAACCAGUUAGUUCCUGGGCAUAAGCUAAGCACCUUAUUUGCUUCCAUAGGCUGCUAUUCUGUAGAAUUUAUGAAGAAUGUUGUUGCCCCAGAAAAUGGGGUAAGAGAAUUGCACUUUUUUUGUACGGUAAAGUCAGAUGUAAAGCUUUUAAAAGUAUUUUGUAAAUAGGAGACUGUAUAAUGCAGAGUGGGAAAUGCUCAUGUUAUGGAAAGCUAGAUUUGCAAGGUUAGGGAUUUGUUCUUAAUCACAAUUACAUGGAAGUAAGUCACUGCAAUCAGUGGGACUUGCCACACAUAUAAAAGUGUAAAAUCAG
Molecule: messenger RNA, 1760 nt
Organism: Rhineura floridana
Lineage: Eukaryota; Metazoa; Chordata; Lepidosauria; Squamata; Rhineuridae
Gene: ZNF367
Product: zinc finger protein 367
Exons: 5
Coding region: 374-1396 (340 amino acids)
Biological process (GO): homophilic cell-cell adhesion
Cellular component (GO): cell-cell junction
Molecular function (GO): ionotropic glutamate receptor binding
Source: RefSeq, a predicted model, not a curated record